Molecule: messenger RNA, 4862 nt
Organism: Orussus abietinus
Lineage: Eukaryota; Metazoa; Arthropoda; Insecta; Hymenoptera; Orussidae
Exons: 3
Coding region: 550-3285 (911 amino acids)
Source: RefSeq, a predicted model, not a curated record
GAAAAUAUUUCCAUAAGAAUGUCCAGCCCCUGCUACUAAGCGAAUGGACUUAACCUAACAAGGGCGGCCAAACCAGUUUUAAAUAUUUUUUAAUGAAAUUGGUAAUCUUAAGAGGUUGUAAUAUUACUAAAUCGCAUUAUAAUACAUAUUAUAUAUGUAUAUACAGAAUAUGAUAUUUCUUCCUAAGAAUACAGGUAUAAGGUAAUUUUUGAACUCCUUUUCUGGAUGUUAUUGUUUAUUUUAUUAUUAAUAAGUAUCAUUUUUAUACUUGCAUUUGAUGCAUUGGCAACUACUGCAUAUGUGGACAGUACCUUUUCAACUAACUUUUAUAAUAAUGAAGUUGAAUUUAGGUUAAUGAUUUUGUUGUAUACUAAACUAAUGGACAGGAAGCAAUGAAAUAAUACGCAAUGGAUGUAUUGUCGCAGUCUCCAUAUCCAAAUGACCAUUAAUGCGUGUAUGAGUUUUGAUUUCGUAUUCUAUGCAGAAUUUUAACAGAGGAUACACAACAAUGUAGCAGGAUGUAAUAAUCGCAGCGAGAAAGGGUUUACUAUGAAAUGUUUCCCUCGUGAUCCAGUAUUGCGAAAAGUGUGGAAAGAUAGAGUUGGCAGAGCUGAUUGGGAACCGUCUAAUAACUCGUUUCUUUGUCAUGUGCAUUUUGAGUCAGAGCAAUGGGUUGUAUCACCCAAUGGUAAACUGAAAUUAAGAAAGGAUGCCGUGCCAUCUAUAUUUACAAUAACAUCAACAAGAAAGUCUACUAGAAAGCGCAUGGAUGUAGAUCAUUUCAAGGAUAACGUGCAAAGUCAUUUUACCAAGAAAUAUUUGCAAAAAGACUUGAAUAACUUUCUGUUAAAUAAGAAAUACAAGGAGAAGUUUGGUCUUACAAAAGAUUGCAUAUCUAUGUCAGGAAUUCAGAUGUUACAGGAUUUAAUUAAUUGUGGAAAGGUCAAAGAAGAAGAAGAAGAAUCGAUAUAUCAAGUAUUCUCUAGAAAAUCUAUAAUGGAUUUAGAGAAAGACAAUAUUAUCAUUAUGACUAAUACUCAUAAUAAAGAAAUAGGUACAUUGAUUAAUGAUAACAAUUUUAUAAUCGUAGACAAUGAAAUCGGUCAAAUCAUGGAACAUCUAGAGUCUACCGAGGCAGAAGUUGUAAUAAAAACUGAAGAAGAAUCUCGUGCAGAAGAAGACAGUAUUGUUGAUAACAGUUAUGAUGAAAUUGAAGAAAAACUUAAACAAAUAUGUGAUGGGGAAUAUAAUAGUAAUAAAUCCUUUAUUGAUAAAAGAUACAAUGGUUUAACAUAUAAUGAAGAAAGCAUUGAAACUAAUGAAAUAGAAAAUACUAAUAAAGGACACAUAGCACUUGACAAUUCAGAAAUUAAGCCAUCCCUUAGCGAUUCAUCUAAUACGCAAGUUAACAAACAUAAGUUAACUAACAUAGAAACUAUUUUUGGUAUUGGAAGUGGUGAUGAAAGCACAAGAUUUGAUUCAACAAAAAGUGAUUCCGUCACAAUUUCCGAUAAGUUAGAUAUAUCGAUCAAUGAAGAAAUUGCCAUUGGAAGUGAAAGUUUAGAUGUAAAAGAUGUAAAAUUAAUAUCUGCUGAUCGAACAAAUUUCAAUAAAGAAAAAUCGCAACCUAUUUCAACUGUAAUGCUUACUAUGAAACGGAAAAGAAAAUCUAGAGAUGAAGAUAUGAAGACUAUAAAGAGUUCUUUAAAGGAUGUACCAAAAAGAUUCAGAACACACGCUAAUGCUUGGAAUAGUUUUGAACGAAAAUUAAAAACGCCAAGGAAUAGUUUCUCAAAUGAUACAGAUGACUCUGCUACAAAUGAACCACCUAAGUUUACAAUCAAGGUCACUGGUAUGGCAGAGGAUGUUACAGAGAUUAUUAAAGAGCUCAAUCCUAAAACUGCCGUGACUUACGAAAAAGAAGAGUUAAAAGUCUCCUCCGGAGAUCAUCAAGGCAAAUCUUAUGUUACUUCGGUUAUAGCAGUUGAAGACUCCACGGUUACAUUUCUUGAACAUGAUUUAAAAAGAAAUGGCCAUCUUAUACAAACUUGUAGCAGAGAAUCAAAGGGUAUGGAAAAUAAUACACCUAAAAAAAUAAUGCCUUCUUCAAGAAGGAGAAAGCAUGUUUUAAAAUUGGAUGGAUCAUCGGUUUCAAACUCCCAUUUCGUUACAGCAACCGAUGACUCAUUGGGCUUUGAAGAAUUAUAUGGAAAAAGUUCAGCCGAGCACCAUAACAAGAUUAAGACAAAAAGAAACUUUAAUGAUUCACAAAUGACAAUUUCAUCGCAAUGUUUGUCUACAGAAUGUGAAACAAGAAUAGAUGAUCCCACAAAAACUUCAUCGGAUACGUUUAAAGAAUUACUGGAGAAAAUUAAUAUCCAGCAGAGAAUGAUCGAGAAAUUGACUAAUCAAGUGGCCUUGUAUAAAGAGCUGGAAACCAAAGUCAUACUUAUAAAUACAAAUCUACAGGCAAAGAAUAGAGAAAUUGAGGCAUUGACUCGCAAGACAAAAAUGAUUAACAGCAAUUCUUAUUCUCAAUCGGAUAAGGUCCGUUAUCUUUUUGAUCGAAAGCUAUUUGAAGAGAUGGCAAACAGGGUAGCCUAUCUGGAAGACACUAACAACAGGUUGACGAAAACAAUGACAGAGACAACUCAACUGAAGAGGAAACUCGGAGGUCAGUUGAAACAAAGAGAUGUUCUCAUAAAAGAACUCAAUUGGAAAUUAGAGAAGGCUUCUAAAUAUCUUGAGAGAGCAGAAAAAAACACUAAUACAUAUAAAAGAAAAAUGCUUAAUAUGCAAAAUGUGUUCAAAAGAAGGAAAUUGAUCGAUGAAAGACGGGAUGAGUUCAAGGAAAUGUUAAUAGAUAAUAUAACUCAUCAAUUUUCUGAGCAAGCAUUAGCCACUGCAUUAGAUAUUAGACAAACAUGUGGCAAGGAUGGUUACAGAAAGUUAUUAAGUUACAAUUUUCCGCUACCAACAUUGGAGACGUUGCACAGACAUUUCCAAAUUAAUGACAGUAGUAGUAACAAAGAGUCGGUUCAAGGGGCUACAAAGCAAAGUACAUCACAGGAGUGUUUUAACAGUUACCAGGCUAAUGCUAUAGAACAAGCCAGCAACGGUCACAGAAACGUAACAAUUGAUAAAAUUGAAGAUUUCGAAGAGAUUCACGUGAGCGACGUUGUAACAGGUACCGUGCAAGAUAUAUUUGACGAGGACAAUGAUGACCGUUUAAGUACAAGUGAUUUAGAUAUACUUAUUUUUGCACAUUUAAAUGCAGCUGUGUAGUCUUCUAACGUGGAAGCGUAACUCCAUCUUUGCCUUAUUUGAUCUGGAUCAUUAACCGAUAUCUUCAAAUUUUGUAAAUUUUAGAAAACUGGACAAUACUUGAAAAAUGUAAUCAAUUAUAAGUAUAUGCUUUUGAGAAUCGUCUUUUUCGUGUACCGAAAACUAGGGACUUGACGAGUUGAAUAUUUCAGCUUGCUAAACUCUUGUUGAGCAUAUAUUCGAGUCAACUCGAAUAAUUUCUAUCGUAAUUUGAGUUAAUAGCACGAUCUAAUCUAAGUUACGAGUGUAAGAGCGAAACUGAGUUACCUAUUUGUAACGAGAUAUCAUCUGCAUGUUAUUCAUUUAAUUGAGUCGUCAUUAUACAAGUAGUUUUACUUGCCAACUCACAUUGGAUUCGACUUGCAGAAUUGAGUGUAUGUAGACGUGUUCCUUCUUCCUUCACCAAAUUCUCGACUUGAGUGUAAUCUUGAGUUGGUAAUGUUUUUGAAUUCGAAUAACUCAAGUUGAUAAAGUAUUUGCCUUGUCAUAUCGGUACCAAAAAUAAUGAAAUUGAAAGUGAUACAGUUAAUCUAUCUUUCAAUGGUAGGAAAUCAUGGAUCAUAUUUUUAACCCUUUCGCUUCCAACACAGGCUAUAAGCGUAACGUGUACACUUUUGGCACGGGGUCCCGUUCAGUAUCGACGCUUUGGCGCAGCGACUUGUGGAAGCGAAAGGGUUAAAUCUAGUAGAAAUUAGUGAAUCAUGUUUCUUCAUUGAUGGAAGCUAAACAUAUAAUCAUAACAUUGUGGGUCCAGUGAAGCUAGGUCAGCCAUAUUGAAUCUUGUUGUCAGAGGCAGUGAAAAUUGCGUAAAAUUUUCAGUUGGUAUUCUGCGAAGCGAAUAACAUGUGCCAAUAAAAAAUUCGACACGAAGAAACGAGGUAUUCAUAAAAUGUAUCAGCUAAUGAGUUCACAAUUUGACGGGUGAUGCACUGCAAAACAAGAUAUCCAAAAAUUGGCCCGUUAACGAGACUAGGAUUCAAGGGUGAUAUUUCGAUAAUAAAUAUAAUAUCAACGCAAACACGGACCGGCUGACACAUUUUAUACAUCCACUGGUCAGUACGGCAAUCACAUUUCGACGAAAACGUGAAAAAAUGUAGCCAAAUACCAGUUAGAAAUUCUACGGGAUUUCCUCACCUGUGCCAUUAAAAUUCAAAAUGACCGACCUGGCUUUACUAGACCCUUAUGUUUAACAGUUUUCAUUAACACUAGAACUACCAAGACCAGUCAAAAUGACUGGUUUCAAAUGGCCCAUCCUAUACAAAAAAUAUCCGCCGGUAGUUGGUGUUGAAAUUUUGAAAAGGUAACUUAUUAUUAUUGAUCCCAUUCUUAAUACUCCAUCUUUCAUAUAUCUACUUUCACAUUGUAAACUGAACACCUUUAAAAUAUCAUUUAGAUAUGUGUAAAAUAGAUAUAAGUACUUUAAAGUAUUUUAAUACUGUAUUAUGCAAUACAUUUUUUAUUGUAAAUACAUGUACAAACUUUAUAUGAAACAACAUAGAAUAAUUGGAAUAUACAUGAUAUAAUAUUUGCCAAAAUAA